Symphalangus syndactylus (siamang) is the source of this 7864-nucleotide messenger RNA. RefSeq names its product myosin light chain kinase (gene MYLK). Gene Ontology annotation, biological process: protein phosphorylation; tonic smooth muscle contraction. The record is from RefSeq and is a predicted model, not a curated record. NCBI's taxonomy places the organism in Eukaryota, Metazoa, Chordata, Mammalia, Primates, Hylobatidae. Gene Ontology annotation, molecular function: protein binding; myosin light chain kinase activity; ATP binding. Gene Ontology annotation, cellular component: cytoplasm; cleavage furrow; stress fiber.
GCAGGGCGCUGAGCUAGCUGGGAGCCCGCGCUGUGCGCCUGCGGCCGGGGCGCCCCGCCAAGCGCCGGUGCCCCGGCUCCCGGGCCGCCUUCGCCGCGCGGGUGGCUCCCGGCUGCCUCUGCUGCAGUUCAGAGCAACUUCAGGAGCUUCCCCGCUGAGAGCUUCAGGCCGCCUUCCCUGUCCCACUGGCCCAGUUGCCACAACAAACAACAGAGAAGACGGUGACCAUGGGGGAUGUGAAGCUGGUUGCCUCGUCACACAUUUCCAAAACCUCCCUCAGUGUGGAUCCCUCAAGAGUUAACUCCAUGCCCCUGACAGAGGCCCCUGCUUUCAUUUUGCCCCCUCGGAACCUCUGCAUCAAAGAAGGAGCCACCGCCAAGUUCGAAGGGCGGGUCCGGGGUUACCCAGAGCCCCAGGUGACAUGGCACAGAAACGGGCAACCCAUCACCAGCGGGGGCCGCUUCCUGCUGGAUUGCGGCAUCCGGGGGACUUUCAGCCUUGUGAUUCAUGCUGUCCAUGAGGAGGACAGGGGAAAGUAUACCUGUGAAGCCACCAAUGGCAGUGGUGCUCGCCAGGUGACAGUGGAGUUGACAGUAGAAGGAAGUUUUGCGAAGCAGCUUGGUCAACCUGUUGUUUCCAAAACCUUAGGGGAUAGAUUUUCAGCUCCAGCAGUGGAGACCCGUCCAAGCAUCUGGGGGGAGUGCCCACCAAAGUUUGCUACCAAGCUGGGCCGAGUUGUGGUCAAAGAAGGACAGAUGGGACGAUUCUCCUGCAAGAUCACUGGCCGGCCCCAACCUCAGGUCACCUGGCUCAAGGGAAAUGUUCCACUGCAGCCGAGUGCCCGUGUGUCUAUGUCUGAGAAGAACGGGAUGCAGGUUCUGGAAAUCCAUGGAGUCAACCAAGAUGACAUGGGAGUGUACACGUGCCUGGUGGUGAACGGGUCAGGGAAGGCCUCGAUGUCAGCUGAACUUUCCAUCCAAGGUUUGGACAGUGCCAAUAGGUCAUUUGGGAGAGAAACAAAAGCCACCAAUUCAGACGUCAGGAAAGAAGUGACCAAUGUAAGCUCAAAGGAGUCAAAGCUGGACAGUCUGGAGGCUGCAGCCGAAAGCAAGAACUGCUCCAGCCCCCAGAGAGGUGGCUCCCCACCCUGGGCUGCAAACAGCCAGCCUCAGCCCCCAAGGGAGUCUAAGCUGGAGUCAUGCAAGGACUCGCCCAGAACGCCCCCGCAGAUCCCAGUCCUUCAGAAGACUUCCAGCUCCAUCACCUUGCAGGCCGCAAGAGUUCAGCUGGAACCAAGAGCACCAGGCCUGGGGGUCCUAUCACCUUCUGGAGAAGAGAGGAAGAGGCCAGCUGCUCCCCGUCCAGCCACCUUCCCCACCAGGCAGCCUGGCCUGGGGAGCCAAGACGUUGUGAGCAAGGCUGCUACCAGGAGAAUCCCCAUGGAGGACCAGAGGGAUUCAGCAUUCCCCAAAUUUGAGAGCAAGCCCCAAAGCCAGGAAGUCGGGGAAAAUCAAACUGUCAAGUUCAGAUGUGAAGUUUCAGGGAUUCCAAAGCCUGAAGUGGCCUGGUUCCUGGAAGGCACCCCUGUGAGGAGACAGGAAGGCAGCAUUGAGGUUUAUGAAGAUGCUGGCUCCCAUUACCUCUGCCUGCUGAAAGCCCGGACCAGGGACAGUGGGACAUACAGCUGCACUGCUUCCAACGCCCAAGGCCAGGUGUCCUGUAGCUGGACCCUCCAAGUGGAAAGGCUUGCUGUGAUGGAGGUGGCCCCCUGCUUCUCCAGUGUCCUGAAGGACUGCACUGUCAUUGAGGGCCAGGAUUUUGUGCUGCAGUGCUCCGUACGGGGGACCCCAGUGCCCCGGAUCACUUGGCUGCUGAAUGGGCAGCCCAUCCAGUACGCUCGCUCCACCUGUGAGGCCGGCAUGGCUGAGCUCCACAUCCAGGAUGCCCUGCCGGAGGACCAUGGCACCUACACCUGCCUGGCUGAGAAUGCCUUGGGGCAGGUGUCCUGCAGCGCCCGGGUCACCGUCCGUGAAAAGAAGAGUAGUGGGAAGAGCGAGUACCUUCUGCCUGUGGCUCCCAGCAAGCCCACUGCACCCAUCUUCCUGCAGGGCCUCUCUGAUCUCAAAGUCAUGGAUGGAAGCCAGGUCACUAUGACCGUCCAAGUGUCAGGGAAUCCACCCCCUGAAGUCAUCUGGCUGCACAAUGGAAAUGAGAUCCAAGAGUCAGAGGACUUCCACUUUGAACAGAGAGGCACUCAGCACAGCCUUUGUAUCCAGGAAGUGUUCCCGGAGGACACGGGCACGUACACCUGCGAGGCCUGGAACAGCGCUGGAGAGGUCCGCACCCAGGCCGUGCUCACGGUACAAGAGCCUCACGAUGGCACCCAGCCCUGGUUCAUCAGUAAGCCUCGCUCAGUGACAGCCUCCCUGGGCCAGAGUGUCCUCAUCUCCUGCGCCAUAGCUGGUGACCCCUUUCCUACCGUGCACUGGCUCCGAGAUGGCAAAGCCCUCUGCAAAGACACUGGCCACUUCGAGGUGCUUCAGAAUGAGGAUGUGUUCACCCUGGUUCUAAAGAAGGUGCAGCCCUGGCAUGCCGGCCAGUAUGAGAUCCUGCUCAAGAACCGGGUUGGUGAAUGCAGUUGCCAGGUGUCACUGAUGCUACAGAACAGCUCUGCCAGAGCCCUUCCACGGGGGAGGGAGCCUGCCAGCUGUGAGGGCCUCUGUGGUGGAGGAGUUGGUGCUGAUGGUGGUGGUAGUGACCGCUAUGGGUCCCUGAGGCCUGGCUGGCCAGCAAGAGGGCAGGGUUGGCCAGAGGAGGAAGACGGCGAGGACGUGCGAGGGGUGCUGAAGAGGCGCGUGGAGACGAGGCAGCACACUGAGGAGGCGAUCCGCCAGCAGGAGGUGGAGCAGCUGGACUUCCGAGACCUCCUGGGGAAGAAGGUGAGUACCAAGACCCUAUCGGAAGACGACCUGAAGGAGAUCCCAGCCGAGCAGAUGGAUUUCCGUGCCAACCUGCAGCGGCAAGUGAAGCCAAAGACUGUGUCAGAGGAAGAGAGGAAGGUGCACAGCCCCCAGCAGGUCGAUUUCCGCUCUGUCCUGGCCAAGAAGGGGACUCCCAAGACCCCCGUGCCUGAGAAGGUGCCACCGCCAAAACCUGCCACCCCGGAUUUUCGCUCAGUGCUGGGUGGCAAGAAGAAAUUACCAGCAGAGAAUGGUAGCAGCAGUGCUGAGACCCUGAAUGCCAAGGCAGUGGAAAGUUCCAAGCCCCUGAGCAAUGCACAGCCUUCAGGACCCUUGAAACCCGUGGGCAACGCCAAGCCUGCUGAGACCCUGAAGCCUGUGGGCAACGCCAAGCCUGCUGAGACCCUGAAGCCCGUGGGCAACGCCAAGCCUGCUGAGACCCUGAAGCCCGUGGGCAACGCCAAGCCUGCUGAGACCCUGAAGCCCGUGGGCAACGCCAAGCCUGCUGAGACCCUGAAGCCCGUGGGCAACGCCAAGCCUGAUGAGAACCUGAAAUCCACUAGCAAAGAAGAACUCAAGAAAGACGUUAAGAAUGAUGUGAACUACAAGAGAGGCCAUGCAGGGACCACAGAUAAUGAAAAGAGAUCAGAGAGCCGGGGGACAGCCCCAACCUUCAAGGAGAAGCUGCAAGAUGUUCGUGUGGCAGAGGGCAAGAAGCUGCUGCUCCAGUGCCAAGUGUCUUCUGACCCCCCAGCCACCAUCACCUGGACGCUGAAUGGAAAGACCCUCAAGACCACCAAGUUCAUCGCCCUCUCCCAGGAAGGCUCACUCUGUUCCAUCUCCAUCGAGAAGGCACUGCCUGAGGACAGAGGCUUAUACAAGUGUGUAGCCAAGAAUGACGCUGGCCAGGCUGAGUGCUCCUGCCAAGUCACCGUGGACGAUGCUCCGGCCAGUGAGAACACCAAGGCCCCAGAGAUGAAAUCCCGGAGGCCCAAGAGCUCUCUUCCUCCCGUGCUAGGAACUGAGAGUGAUGCGACUGUGAAAAAGAAACCUGCCCCCAAGACACCUCCGAAGGCAGCAAUGCCCCCUCAGAUCAUCCAGUUCCCUGACGACCAGAAGGUACGCGCAGGAGAGUCAGUGGAGCUGUUUGGUAAAGUGACAGGCACUCAGCCCAUCACCUGUACCUGGAUGAAGUUCCGAAAGCAGAUCCAGGAAAGCGAGCACAUGAAGGUGGAGAACAGCGAGAGCGGCAGCAAGCUCACCAUCCUGGCCGCGCGCCAGGAGCACUGCGGCUGCUACACACUGCUGGUGGAGAACAAGCUGGGCAGCAGGCAGGCCCAGGUCAACCUCACUGUCGUGGAUAAGCCAGACCCCCCAGCUGGCACACCUUGUGCCUCUGACAUUCGGAGCUCCUCACUGACCCUGUCCUGGUACGGCUCCUCGUAUGAUGGGGGCAGUGCUGUACAGUCCUACAGCAUCGAGAUCUGGGACUCAGCCAACAAGACGUGGAAGGAACUAGCCACAUGCCGCAGCACCUCUUUCAACGUCCAGGACCUGCUGCCUGACCACGAAUAUAAGUUCCGUGUACGUGCAAUCAAUGUGUAUGGAACCAGUGAGCCAAGCCAGGAGUCUGAACUCACAACGGUAGGAGAGAAACCUGAAGAGCCGAAGGAUGAAGUGGAGGUGUCAGACGAUGAUGAGAAAGAGCCCGAGGUUGAUUACCGGACAGUGACAGUCAAUACCGAACAAAAAGUGUCUGACUUCUACGACAUUGAAGAGAGAUUAGGAUCUGGGAAAUUUGGACAGGUCUUUCGACUUGUAGAAAAGAAAACUCGAAAAGUCUGGGCAGGGAAAUUCUUCAAGGCAUAUUCAGCAAAAGAGAAAGAGAAUAUCCGGCAGGAGAUCAGCAUCAUGAACUGCCUCCACCAUCCCAAGCUGGUCCAGUGUGUGGAUGCCUUCGAAGAAAAGGCCAACAUCGUCAUGGUCCUGGAGAUCGUGUCAGGAGGUGAGCUGUUUGAGCGCAUCAUUGACGAGGACUUUGAGCUAACGGAGCGCGAGUGCAUCAAGUACAUGCGGCAGAUCUCAGAGGGGGUGGAGUACAUCCACAAGCAGGGCAUCGUGCACCUGGACCUCAAGCCGGAGAACAUCAUGUGUGUCAACAAGACAGGCACCAGGAUCAAGCUCAUCGACUUUGGUCUGGCCAGGAGGCUGGAGAACGCAGGGUCUCUGAAGGUCCUCUUUGGCACCCCGGAGUUUGUGGCUCCUGAAGUGAUCAACUAUGAGCCCAUCGGCUACGCCACAGACAUGUGGAGCAUUGGGGUCAUCUGCUACAUCCUAGUCAGUGGCCUUUCCCCCUUCAUGGGAGACAACGAUAACGAAACCUUGGCCAACGUUACCUCUGCCACCUGGGACUUCGACGACGAGGCAUUUGAUGAGAUCUCCGACGAUGCCAAGGAUUUCAUCAGUAAUCUGCUGAAGAAAGAUAUGAAAAACCGCCUGGACUGCACACAGUGCCUUCAGCAUCCAUGGCUAAUGAAAGAUACCAAGAACAUGGAGGCCAAGAAACUCUCCAAGGACCGGAUGAAGAAGUACAUGGCAAGAAGGAAAUGGCAGAAAACGGGCAAUGCUGUGAGAGCCAUUGGAAGACUGUCCUCUAUGGCAAUGAUCUCAGGGCUCAGUGGCAGGAAAUCCUCAACAGGGUCACCAACCAGCCCGCUCAAUGCAGAAAAACUAGAAUCUGAAGAAGAUGUGUCCCAAGCUUUCCUUGAGGCUGUUGCUGAGGAAAAGCCUCAUGUAAAACCCUAUUUCUCUAAGACCAUUCGCGAUUUAGAAGUUGUGGAGGGAAGUGCUGCUAGAUUUGACUGCAAGAUUGAAGGAUACCCGGACCCCGAGGUUGUCUGGUUCAAAGAUGACCAGUCAAUCAGGGAGUCCCGCCACUUCCAGAUAGACUACGAUGAGGACGGGAACUGCUCUUUAAUUAUUAGUGAUGUUUGCGGGGAUGACGAUGCCAAGUACACCUGCAAGGCUGUCAACAGUCUUGGAGAAGCCACCUGCACAGCAGAGCUCAUUGUGGAAACGAUGGAGGAAGGCGAAGGGGAAGGGGAAGAGGAAGAAGAGUGAAACAAAGCCAGAGAAAAGCAGUUUCUAAGUCAUAUUAAAAGGACUAUUUCUCUAAAAAAAAAAAAACUCAAGAUAGUAAAAGCACCUAGUGUGAUAGAUUAUCUAGUUAGGUCAUUUGUGGGUUGAUUCUUCAGAAACAGCAGUUGAUACCUAGCAGCGUUAUUGAUGGGCAUUAAUCUACAUUAGCUGGCACCUUAAGAUACUAGUGCAGCUAGAUUUCAUUUAGGGAAAUCACCAGUAACUUGGCUGACCAAUUGAUUUUAGAGAGAAAGUAACCAAACCAAAUAUUUAUCUGGGCAAAGUCAUAAAUUCUCCACUUGAAUGCGCUCAUUAAAAAUAAGGCCAAAACAAGGGUUCUGGGCCACAGCUCAGCCCAGAGGGUCCCUGGAGAUGGGAAGCCUCUGUCUCCCCACCCCCUGACUCUAGAGAACUGGGUUUUCUCCCAGUACUCCAGCAAUUCAUUUCUGAAAGCAGUUGAGCCACUUUAUUCCAAAGUACACUGCAGAUGUUCAAACUCUCCAUUUCUCUUUCCCCUUCCACCUGCCAGUUUUUCUGAAUCUCAACUUGUCAUGAGUUUAAGCAUUAAGGACAUUAUGCUUCUUAGAUUCUGAAGACAGGUCCCUGCUCAUGGAUGACUCUGGCUUCCUUAGGAAAAUAUUUUUCUUCCAAAAUCAGUAGGAAAUCUAAACUUAUCCCCUCUUUGCAGAUAUCUAGCAGCUUCAGACAUUUGGUUAAGAACCCAUGGAAAAAAAAAAAAUCCUUGCUAAUGUGGUUUCCUUUGCAAACAAGGAUUCUUAUUUGUGCUGUUGUUAUAGAAUAUCAGCUCUGAAUGUGUGGUAAAGAUUUUUGUGUUUGAAUAUAGGAGAAAUCAGUUUGCUAAAAAGUUAGUCUUAAUUAUCUAUUGGCCAUGAUGAAACAGAUUUCAACUGAUAAAGAGCUGGAGAACUCCAUGUACUUUGGAAUCUCCUCCAAGAUAGCCAGAGUUUAAUACAUCUUCAUUCUCAACACUCUCCAAAGAACAUGACCUACCUUAUGGGUUCCAUAUUUUUCUUCUUAAAUGUGCAUCAAUCAUGCCUUGCCCCCAGCCUUUAAAUAUAUUCUUAGACCUGGUAAAUGCACUCAGACUUGCGUCUUUAGGAAUUUUUAACUUUCUUUCACUACAUUGGCACUUAAAUUUUUUCUUCAUAAAACUUUUUGAAGGUCAUAAACAAAGACCAUAAUUGAUAGACCUAAUACAUUUCCUCUCUGUGUGUGUGUAACAUUCCAAAUACUUUUUUUUUCUUUUCCACUGUUUGUAAGGUGCAACAAUUUAAUAUUUUUAAGGGACUUUUUAAGAGUUCCUUAAGAACCAAUUUAAAAUUACUUCAGUGCAAUCCUACACAGUAUCAACAUUAGAAUUUUGAUAUUAGUCUUACGUUAUCUUCCAUGCUAUUUUUAUCUGCUUUUUGCUGCUAGUUUCAAACUGCCAGUAUUUUUCCUUUUGCUUUUAAAAUAGUUACAAUAUUUUUCAUAAUAGCCACAGUAUUGCCACAGUUUAUUAUAAUAAAGGGUUUUCAUUUGAUUUAGAGCAUUCAAAGCUUUUUUCUAUCACUUUUGUGUUCAGAAUAUAACCUUUGUGUGUGUGUAUGUUGUGUGUGUGCAUGUGUGGUGUAUAUGUGUGUUACAGUUUAAUGCCUUGGGAUUGUGUUAAUGUUCUCUUGGUUUAUUAUGCCAUCAGAAUGGUAAAUGAGAACACUACAACUGUAGUCAGCUCACAGUUUUUAAAUAAAGGAUACCACAGUGCA